Molecule: messenger RNA, 1554 nt
Organism: Suillus subaureus
Lineage: Eukaryota; Fungi; Basidiomycota; Agaricomycetes; Boletales; Suillaceae
Product: Eisosome component PIL1-domain-containing protein
Exons: 3
Coding region: 1-1554 (517 amino acids)
Biological process (GO): eisosome assembly; endocytosis; negative regulation of protein kinase activity
Cellular component (GO): plasma membrane; eisosome filament
Molecular function (GO): lipid binding
Source: RefSeq, a predicted model, not a curated record
AUGUCAGUGUCAAGUUUUUUAUCGUCGUUCGCCGAUAAGGCUCAGAGUGCCAUCAAUCAAACCCCUCUUGCCGGCCAUGUCCCCGGCAUUACCAACGCCACCGACCAACCAUCUGCCAAUCAAUCCGCAGCUCAGGGCGGCCAUCGCUCAGUGACAUUGGAGGCAUUGCAGCAUCAAAUUCGCUCAAUUGGACAACAAUAUACUACCACCACUCCAGUGCAAAGAAUCAUCACGUCUGAAAAGGGUGUUGCAAUCGAUUGCGAUGCCCUCGCUAGGGAUGCGAAGGUGCAAAGCAAGGAAUUGUACACGUGGGGUCAGACACAGCCAGAGGAUCUCAAGGACGUAACGGACAGAUUGGCCUACUUGAACUUUGUUCAGGGAUCUCUUGCAUCAUCGGUUGCGAUCAAGCUCAAUAAUGCACGAGCGCCUUUUAAAGCUCUUCGCGAUGCUGAGGCUGUCCUCGCCCCAAAGCGCAACUUUCGUGCUGGAUUGCGUACCCAGAUUUCUCGUAUCGAGCAUAGUCAGGACAAGGCUAUGGAGCGGAAGCUUCCUGAACUUAAACAGACACUCGCCAAGGCUGAACUUGUCGACGAGCCCCUUGAAAAGGAGCUUGAGAUUUUGAAGCGGAAGGCAGUUCGUGAGAGCGAAGCGCAGAAGUGGGACGCUAUGCGAGAGUUUGGGGAAAAACUGGUCCUAUUGUCGCAGGCUUCCAAGCCUAUCAUUGCUGCCCUGCCACCUAUUCCCCCUUCACCUUCGAGCCCUUACACAGGAGCUCAGGAAACAGGUACUGCUCGUGCUGCGCUUCAGCACGCACUGGAUAAUUAUACUCCCGGGAGCACAUACUUCGUCGCACAGUCUGGCGCAAAUCUCUCACGGGCUGACACCCAAUCAUUUGGGGAGAGUCACGCUUCGGAACUGAACAGUCUCGCCAAUCCUGGAGCAAACGCUGGUCAUCCAGGUGUGCCUAUCACACCUCCACCUCAAGCCUCCUAUGCGUCAGACGCAGAAAAGUCAAGAGACGCGUCGCACUCUCCUCCUAUUGACCCAAGGACACUCAAUUUAUCUCCUACACCAAUUCCGGAAGAUCAAGCUCCACCCAUCGCUACGGUUGCGGACAGGGGCUCGCUUUCUCCUGUCGUAAUCCCGGCAGCUGCACCUACGGUGGCUGAAACCGGUGUUCCCGUACCUGCGAGUGCAACUGGUCCAGGCCCUGCUAGCGGCUCUCUUCGUGACAUACGCCGUGCCUCAGAUGCUGCGGGGCCACGAAGUGGCGGUCUUCCGGGCAACUCGCCAUCUGACGAUCUAUAUGGACAGUCACACGAGACUGCAGCAGAAGAAAAGAGUCGCCUUGAGCGUGAGGAGCGCGAGCGGGUAUCCGCGGCGGGGACAUCUGGACCCGCUACUUCUGAACACGAGUCUGCCGAGGAGGAGAAGCGCAGACUUGAGCGGGAAGAGAGGGAGCGUGUUCUUGCUAGCGCUGGCACUGACAGCGGAAAUGCACACAGUGAGGUCAAAGAGGGUGACGAGCUUCCCCCAUACAAGGACUUUGAAUAA